This is a messenger RNA of Megalobrama amblycephala (Wuchang bream), 3224 nucleotides long. Its product is annotated as receptor-type tyrosine-protein phosphatase H-like. The transcript is spliced from 16 exons. Gene Ontology annotation, molecular function: protein binding; protein tyrosine phosphatase activity. The record is from RefSeq and is a predicted model, not a curated record. Gene Ontology annotation, biological process: protein dephosphorylation; negative regulation of MAP kinase activity. NCBI's taxonomy places the organism in Eukaryota, Metazoa, Chordata, Actinopteri, Cypriniformes, Xenocyprididae. The coding region runs from base 368 to 2803 and encodes 811 amino acids.
UGUGUGAGGGGCAAUACAAAAGAGAGAAGAAGUGAGUUAUAAAUAGUUGAGAAAGAAUAAAAGGGAGGAGUUUUAAAAUAAGGAAGAACUUGGUUAAAGGCAGGACAAAGGUUGAUGUACAUUGUUUUCCCGUCAUGAGAAAAAGGAGAAGUGGCAAUAAAACAGGUCAUUAUCUGUCAGCAGAGAGGGAACAGAGGCUGAGAGAAGUGUCAGAAACCAAGAGUUCAUAGACUAAAUACUUACUAAAGCUGUCAUGCCAACAGGCUUGACUAGUUAUUUUGAUAAAAGAUUUUUGAAUGCAGUGGUUAAAUAGGAAAAGCUAGUGUGACAUUAGUGCUGUUUACUCUGACCACACACCGGGUUCAUCAUGGAACGAGUUUUGACUUUAGUAUUGCUGGGUGCGCUUUCUGCUUUGGGACAAACAGAUCUCCCUAAUGUUGGGAGUGUUGAAGUAAUUAAUCAAACAGAGAUUGAAUUAACUUUCCGUUGGGAUAUAGUUGAUGGCAACAGAAAUUACAAUUAUACACUGACGAGAGAUGGUGUCCAGGGCGAUCCGAUCACUGUAACAGAAGAUGAUGAUGUAGUAAUUCAUAAAGUCCCAUCUCUGUCUCCUGGAACUCAAUACUCCUUUAUACUCUACACUGUGUUUGAGGAGAAUCAGAGCAGUGGAUUUAAUUUCUCUGCUGUAACUGUGCCAUCUAAUGUUGAAGAGGUGGAUUUGGCUACGCAAAAUGACACCGACGUGAUCUUACAAUGGGACAAAAAAACAUACAACUAUACUCUUAAAUGCAACAAUAAUUCAUGUGAAAACAGUAUCACUGCAGAAGGGAAUACGAUUAUGUGUCAUAUAUCAGGUUUGAUUCCUGCAACAAACUACAUCUUCACUGUGUACACAGAGUUUUUUGAUGUGAGAAGUACUGGAUUCAACUACAAUCACACCACAAAUCUAUCUAGUGUAACUGAAGUCAGAGUCGAUCGAUCACUGACACAGUUGACAAUCAAAUGGAAUAAGUUAAACAAAAACGACAUCUACAACUACACCUUGCGUGAUAGUCAUGGAACUGAGAACAAUUUCACUGGAUCUGUUAUGGGUGAUGAGAUUUCACAUAUUUACUCACAGCUUACACCAGGGACGAUACACAGUUUUACUCUCUUCACUGUGGUGAAUGGUGUCAGAAGUAAAGGGUACAGCUUCAAGAACAUCACAACCAUUCCCUGUGAGUCCUUUAACUGGACAGUCACCAACUCUUCGAUAGUUGCUCAAGUGAAUGGUAGCACACGUGUCACAGCUGAAAACAGCACUGGCAAUAGUAAAAAUGACCCUGUAGUGGACAACAGGGUGAAUCUGCAAGAGCUUUAUCCUGGAGCAAUCUACACUGUUUCACUGUGGUAUGAUUUGGACUCAGAGGGACUACUACAGUGCUCACAUCUCCUGACGUUAGAUCCAAAUAGUGUGCUUAAUCUUAAGUGUAAAUAUUUUUCUGGAGGAUAUGGUCUGGCUGUAAUUUGGGAUCAUCCAUAUGGAGUUAUGGAUGUGGUGCAGGUGGACAUUGGUAGUCAAAGUUUCAACCGUAGUUCAAAAGAAUCACCAAGACAAGAGUUUAAAAACCUGCAAGUUGCCCAUUGGUACAAUGUGACAGCAACAUCAUUCUCUGGAGCCAAGAAGAGUAAAAUGGAAUCAUUAAACUGUCAAACUGAUCCAGCAGGCGUUAUAGCAGGUGUUCUUGUGUUUUUCCUGUUGGUCAUCCUUAUUUGUGCUGCAGUCUAUUGGUGGCUUCGAUAUGGUUCUGCAAAGCAAAAUAAAAGCCCCAAACCUCUAGAGGGGUCAAAAGUGACUAAUAAAAGCUACAAACUGAUUCCUGCAGAUAAAUUUCCUGAACAUUUUCGAAACAUGAGUCGUGAUGAGAAUAGAGGUUUCAGUCAGGAAUAUGAGGACUUGAGUUCAGUUGGUAUCGAACAGUCUAGUGUUGCGGCUUAUCUGCCUAAAAACAAGGACAAAAACCGAUUUACAAAUGUUUUACCUUAUGACUCCUCUAGAGUGCAGCUCACAGUAAAUGAUGAGGACGAUUCUGAUUAUAUCAAUGCCAACUACAUGCCUGGAUACGACAAUGCAAGCAAUCAGUACAUCGCUGCUCAAGGUCCGCUGCCAUCCACUGUCAAUGACUUCUGGAGAAUGGUCUGGGAGAAAAGGUCACAGGCCAUCAUCAUGGUAACAAACUGCACUGAGAGUGGAAGGAUCAAGUGUGAGCAGUACUGGCCACUGGACUACACGCCGUGUGUCUAUGGAAACCUGGUUGUGACAGUGAAAUCAGAGAAUAAAGCUUCAAGUUGGACUCUGCGAGAAUUUAGUGUUAAAAAUAAAAGCACCUCUGAAACACGAACAGUGAAGCACUUCCACUUCACAGCGUGGCCGGAUCAUGGUGUUCCCUCUGGCACAGAGGAGCUAAUCCAAUUCAGAGGACUCGUCCGUCAACACAUAGAGAGUUCCUUCUCCGCAGGGCCAACAGUCGUACACUGCAGUGCUGGAGUGGGCCGGACAGGUACGCUGAUCGCACUGGACGUUCUGCUGCAGCAGCUGGACAGAGAAAAGGCAGUGGGCAUUGCAGCGUUUGUCCAGCAAAUGAGAUUCUGCCGGCCACUUAUGGUGCAAACUGAGUCUCAGUACGUGUUCCUGCACCAGUGCAUCAUGGAUUCUCUGCAACCCAAAGGCGUGGCUAAGUCAGAGCCUCUCUAUGAAAACUCAGACAUGAUCUAUGUCAAUGCAAUAGCAUUAAGACAAUAUGAAAAUGGAAGUAAAAUAUGAGCAAAAUUAAAAGAACAUCUUAAAAUGUAACAUUAUUCACAUCUGGUUAGCAAAAUAGUGUUCUUAUAAUAACAACGUACGAUCAAAAACAGUCUUAGAAUUUGUUAGCACAAUCUUGAAAACCACAGUGGUAUAUUUUCAGCAUGACUUUCAAAACAUUAAAUGAAAUAUUUCACACCAUAUGUACAUUUGUUAUUAUAAUUAAUUUAUUUAAAAUAAUAAUAAUAAUAUUAAUAAUAAUACUCCACUGCUAACAGGACUGAAAAAUAGUAGUAUUCUGUGCUUAAGCUAUAAAGCACUAACCCCCGGUUUCACAGACAAGGCUGAGAAGGCAUAUUUUAAAAUAUCUCAGUGCCAUUGUUUUGUCUUAAGAUACACACCAGUAAUGUUUUUUUCUUUUUUCUAAGGCACAUUUAUAAAA